Molecule: messenger RNA, 1397 nt
Organism: Durusdinium trenchii
Lineage: Eukaryota; Dinophyceae; Suessiales; Symbiodiniaceae
Source: the annotation of a GenBank genome assembly
AGCUUUUCCCUUUGGCCCAACUUCUCGCCAUGUCCGCCAUUGCAACCUUCGUCCGACCGUGGAGUGGCGCGAUCUCAUCGCAGCCGUGUCCACCUUCGGCAACAAAGGACGUCGCCCCGGCGCCCGUCCCACGGGCGUCCGCUGCGGCCGCGGCCGUCGUCGCGGCGCUGGGCGCCGGCGCGACGACCGCGCGGUCGGCGCGGCGGUGUGCCGCGCGGGUGAAGCGGAGGGCGCACGUGAGUCGCCGUGAGCUGCUCUCAGCCGCUCCAGUCGCCGCGCCACUGCUCGGGCUGUCCACGACGGCGGACGCACAAACUGCGGCGCGGCUGCAGGUGCCCAGCUUUGGUGUCGGCGCGUGGGCUUGGGGCGAUCGCCUUUUCUGGGGCUACGAUGAAAAGCAAGACUUGGAGAUCCGUGCAGGCUUCGAUGCUUGCAUCAAGGGCGGCGUGAAGCUCUUCGACACGGCGGAAAUCUAUGGCCCUGGCCGCAGCGAGGAGCUGCUGGGGCAGUUCUUGCGCGAGAGCGGCGCGAAGGAUGUGCAGGUCGCCACGAAGUUCGCGGCCUUCCCGUGGAAGCUGGACCGCUCAGAGGUGGUCAAGGCGUGCAAAGGUUCCCUGGAGCGCUUGGGGAUGGAUUCCAUCGACAUCUACCAGAUCCACUUUCCUUCGGUGUGGAAGAAUGAGGUCUUUUGGGAUGGUCUGGGCGAUUGCUACGAGCAGGGCUUGGUGAAGGCUGUGGGCGUCUCGAACUAUGGUAGCUCUGCGGUCCGAGCCAUCAGCAAGACCUUGGGGGAGCGAGGCAUCCCGUUGACCUCCAAUCAGAUUCAGUACAGUCUCUUAUACCGAUAUCCGGAGUUGAACGGAAUGAAGGCCACGUGUGACGAGCUGGGUGUGAAGAUCUUGGCUUACAGCCCUCUUGCACUGGGCGCUUUGACGGGGAAGUGGAGCGACCAAGCGCCCAGUGGACCGCGUGGAGCCAUCGCGGAGAAGCUCAUGAAGGAUGAUCAAUGGCAAGGACUGUUGGAUGCAAUGAAGGAUGUCGCUGGGCAACAUGGACCUGAGACCACUCUCUCCCAGGUGGCCAUCGCGUGGUGCAUCGCCAAGGGCACCACGCCGAUUCCGGGCGUGCGGAACGUGCGGCAAGCCGAGGACAAUCUUCGUGCUCUCCAGCUGAAGCUGAGCUCCAGUGAGGUGGAGGCUCUGGACGGCGCCGCAGCGAAGGUCUCUGGCUUCCUCACGCCCCAAGACGGGCCCUUCGGGAAGUUCCUCAGCGAGUCCAAGGAUACCAAGCAGCGCAUGUUUGAUGCCUAGGCCUCGUCUCCAAGACACAAGGCCUUCCGUCUCUGGCCAGCUGUACUGGCCCUCGUCUCGCAAAGACACGUUGAGACCUCGAUUGGC